GACAGCGUCGCCUGCGUACGUCAUUACGUCAUUACGUCACGUAACAAACCAGGAAAUGCCACAUCAUCAGUGGUGAGUAAAGUCAACGUGUUGUCCUUUAACCCUGCAGCAGUUAAACACGGGAAAACAACACAGCAUGGACCAUUUUCAGGAAGUAAUAAAACAGUCCACUCACCACCCAAAACCUCCAGGACUGGUUUUGCAGUAUGGCACCGCUGGCUUCAGAACAAAUGCCAAACACCUGAAUCAUGUCAUGUUCAGGAUGGGACUAAUGGCAACCCUCCGCUCCAAGAAAACCCAAGCCACCAUUGGUGUCAUGGUCACUGCAUCACACAACCCCGAGGAGGAUAAUGGGGUGAAGGUGAUUGACCCUAUGGGAGAGAUGGUGACACAGACGUGGGAAUGCUACGCCACUAGGCUAGCAAAUGCAGAGGAGGACACUGAUUUAGUCACUGCUGUGAAAGACAUUAUACAAAAAGAGAACAUUGAUAUGAGCCAGAAAGCCAGUGUUUUUGUAGGCAAGGACACCAGGAGCAGUAGUGCUGCUCUUUCACAGGCAGUGCUGAGUGGAGUGACUGCCCUUGGUGGAUUAACCAAAGAUUAUGGUUUAGUGACGACGCCACAGCUCCACUACAUGGUUUGUUGUCAGAACACACACGGUAAAUAUGGAGAGCCAACUAUAGAAGGAUACUACAGAAAACUUUGCCAGGCUUUCAUCCAGCUCAUUAAGAAUGCGUCGAGCUGGACAGAUGACCAGAAGCAGCUUUGGGUUGAUGGUGCUAAUGGCAUUGGUGCUCUGAAGCUGCGUGAGAUGGAGAGUCACCUGAACAACAAGCUGCAGAUUUGUGUGUUUAAUGAUGGCAACACGGGGAAACUAAACCACCAGUGUGGAGCUGACUUUGUCAAAGUUCAACAAAAACCUCCCCCAGGUAUAACUGUCAACCCGGACCAGCGUUAUUGUUCCUUUGACGGUGACGCCGACAGAAUAGUUUAUUACUACACGGACUCCAAGGGUCGGUUUCACCUUCUGGAUGGAGAUAAGAUAGCUACGCUGAUUAGCACUUUCCUAAAGGAGCUGCUCACACAGGCUGGUUUAGACCUGAAUAUGGCAGUAGUGCAAACAGCAUAUGCUAAUGGCAGCUCAACAGUUUACUUGGAGGAAACCAUGAAGUUAAUAGUAAAAUGCACUAAAACUGGAGUGAAGCACCUCCACCACGCAGCUCAGGACUUUGACAUCGGUGUUUACUUUGAGGCCAACGGCCAUGGGACUGUUUUGUUUAGCAAAACAGCUGAAGAGAAGAUCCAGCAGCUCACAGAAGAUCUCAACGCCAGUGACGACAGCAAGAAAGCAGCUCAGCUGCUGCAGAACACUAUCAACGUCAUCAACCAGACUGUAGGUGAUUCUAUUUCUGACAUGUUGCUGAUUGAAGCCAUUCUGGCCAUUAAAGGAAUGACUGUCCAGCAGUGGGAUUCCAUCUACAGUGACCUUCCAAACAGACAGCUUAAAGUCAAGGUGUCUGACCGCAGAGUGAUCGAGACAAUAGAUGCUGAGAGACGUACAAUGAGCCCCGCAGGGCUACAGAAGGUCAUUGACAAUUUAGUGAAGAAGCACAAACAGGGACGCUCCUUUGUGAGACCCUCAGGUACCGAAGACGUGGUCAGAGUUUAUGCUGAGGCUGAAACGCAGGAGAGUGCCGAUAGCCUCGCACAUGAAGUCAGUCUAGCAGUUUAUCAACGCGCAGGAGGAGUAGGAGAGGAGCCGAAACCAUUGCACAAGACACACAAUUGUUUACAGGACACCUGUAUUUCAUCUCAUUGAAACUCCAUGUAGAUUACACGUACAAAAUCAUGUAAAGCUGUUAUUUAUCCAUUUCAAUAUAAUUUGUGAUAUUCUAUCAUGGACCAAUAAUUUUACCUAUUUGUACCAUUGCUUUUAUUUUGUAUCUAUUUGCAUAUACUUCAUGUUGGGAAAAUGGGAUGCACUAAGUUUAGCAAUGAAGAAAUACAAUGCAACUCAGUGAUACACUUAAGCUACUUUAUCUUCAGCAAAAAAAAAAAACUUUUUUUCAAAUCAUGAAUUUAUACGGAAAACAUUUUUAUCAGUAUUUCCCAUAAAUUCCUCAAUUAAUUCAUGCCUUUUAAGUUAAUGUUUCUGUGAAUAUUUGCUGUUUUAACUGCCAAAAUGCUGAAUGUUAAGUGUGUGAUUUUGCAACCUCUAGUUGCAAUAUUGUAUUUUUCUAUUUAAAUUAUCAUAGGGAAUAAAAAAGAGCAGCACAUUUGCAAUGAACACAAA
Cynoglossus semilaevis (tongue sole) is the source of this 2293-nucleotide messenger RNA. RefSeq names its product phosphoglucomutase 3 (gene pgm3). NCBI's taxonomy places the organism in Eukaryota, Metazoa, Chordata, Actinopteri, Pleuronectiformes, Cynoglossidae. Gene Ontology annotation, biological process: hemopoiesis; carbohydrate metabolic process; UDP-N-acetylglucosamine biosynthetic process. Gene Ontology annotation, molecular function: magnesium ion binding; phosphoacetylglucosamine mutase activity. The record is from RefSeq and is a predicted model, not a curated record. The transcript is spliced from 13 exons. Bases 137 to 1819 code for a protein of 560 amino acids.